CCACAACCGACAUGGACGCGAUGCUGCACCUCAAUCAAAGGUGACCGCUGGCUAUGACGCCAUCGAGGACAAUGGCGAUCCUUCGCCGGCCAGGACCUUUCCUCGUCAUUGUCACCCUAAUGCUGCUCAGCCUCCUGUUCCUUCUGAUGCCUGAUGAGCGGUCCGAAGUCCGAUUCCAAGCCAGCAGCUUCAACUGGACCGGUGUACCACAAGCCCACCCGGUCUCCUCGAUCAAGCCCCUCCCUACCGGUGCACCGCUGCGGCUGCCCCGCGUGCAGUACGACUUUCCUCGCGGCCGGCGAGACCCUACAGCCCGCGCCCGCCAGCGCGCCGUCCGCGACGUCUUCCUCCGGUGCUGGAGGAGCUACAAGAAAUACGCGUGGGGCGACGACGAGCUACUUCCAGUCAGCGGCGGCUCGACGACCACCUACGGCGGCUGGGGCGUGACCAUGGUGGACGCGCUCGACACGCUGUGGAUCAUGGGCCUGCACGGCGAGUUCUACGCCGCCGCCGCCGCCGUCGCGCGCCUGGACUGGGCGAACACGACGUACACGAGCAUCAGCCUGUUCGAGACGACGAUCCGCCACCUGGGCGGCCUCCUCAGCGCCUACGACCUCAGCGGCGAGCCGGCCCUGCUGCAGAAGGCGACGGAGCUGGGCGAGAUGCUGUACAUGGCCUUCGACACGCCCAACCGCCUGCCGGCGGUGGACUUCAGCUUCGCCGACGCCAAGAGCGGCGCCCAGGUGGCCGGCGACGCGGACCCGGCCGCGGGCCCCACGUCGCUGUCGCUCGAGUUCACGCGCCUGGCCCAGCUGACGGGCGACGCCAAGUUCUUCGACGCCGUCGACCGCGUGACGCAGUUCCUGGCCGCGACGCAGAACCGCACCCUCGUGCCGGGCCUGUGGCCGCGCGCCGUCGACUUCCGCGCUGGCGCCGCGUCGCCCGACGCCGCCGGCGACACCACCUUCUCCCUCGGCGCCGACUGCGACUCGCUGUACGAGUACCUGCCCAAGAUGCACGCGCUGCUGGGCGGCCUGGACGGCGGCGGCACGUACGAGACGCUGUACCGGCGGGCCAUGGACGCCGCGGUGGAGCACCUGCUCUUCCGUCCGAUGCUGCCCGGCGGCGAGGACGUGCUGUUCGCCGGCGACGCGUCCGUCUUCGCCGGGAAGGUGGGCGGCCUGCCGCGGGGCCAGCACCUCGGGUGCUUCGCGGGGGGCCUGUUCGGCCUGGGCGGGAAGCUGUUCGGGAUCGACGACCACGUCGGCAUCGGCGGCCGCCUGGCGCGGGGCUGCGCGUGGGCGUACGGCGCGUUCCCGACGGGCGUGAUGCCGGAGCAGUUCGCCAUGGUGCCCUGCGACUCGCUGGACGGGCCGUGCCCCUGGGACGAGGCGAGGUGGCAGAGGGAGGGCGACGCGUCGCUCCCCAAGGGGUUCACCGGCGCCGAGGACCCGAGGUAUCUGCUGCGGCCCGAGGCCAUCGAGAGCGUGUUCCUGCUGUACCGCAUGACUGGUGAUGAUGACCUGCAGGACAUCGCCUGGCGCAUGUUCGAGUCCGUCGUCAAUGCGACGGAGACGGAGUACGCCAACUCGGAGAUCGCCAAUGUCACGGCCACGGGCCGGACGAUGAAGACGGAUUCAAUGCAGAGUUUCUGGUUGUCUGAGACAUUGAAGUACUUCUACUUGAUGUUCUCACCCCCUUGGCUGAUCAGCCUCGACGAGUUUGUCCUCAAUACUGAGGCCCAUCCCUUCAGGCGCCCGAAAUGACAGCCAGUUUCAGCGAUGACAGCACUUUUAACACUUUGCCCAAGUUGAUGAAGCCCUGGGUCAGGGUUUGACACUUGGUCCUCGAGGACCAUAACUGGGAGCCGAAUCGUGCCAUCGUUCCUUUUUCUUCCUUUUCUUCUUCCUUUUUUAGGCCAACGGGUAGCCUGUGAUUGUUGCAAGGCCACGGAGGGAAUCAUGGCAUUGCAUGGCGCAUGGUGCAUGGCGUAUGGCGUUGGUUCGCAUCCCGGGCGGUGGUGUUGAUACCCUGUACAGACAAAUACUCGCGUUUAUCAUCUAUCUAGAGAACAAUGGCAGUCUGCCCAACACCAACUGGGCUAUCA
This is a messenger RNA of Phialemonium atrogriseum, 2107 nucleotides long. Its product is annotated as glycoside hydrolase. Gene Ontology annotation, molecular function: calcium ion binding; mannosyl-oligosaccharide 1,2-alpha-mannosidase activity. Lineage: Eukaryota; Fungi; Ascomycota; Sordariomycetes; Cephalothecales; Cephalothecaceae. The record is from RefSeq and is a predicted model, not a curated record. The transcript is spliced from 2 exons. Gene Ontology annotation, cellular component: endoplasmic reticulum; membrane. Bases 54 to 1766 code for a protein of 570 amino acids. Gene Ontology annotation, biological process: mannose trimming involved in glycoprotein ERAD pathway; carbohydrate metabolic process.